CUUCUCAGUCUCAUCACUGCACCAUCUCCUCUCCUCUGUCUCUUUCACCCUCUCCACCACCGCCACCGCCAUUGCUGCCAUAUAUUAUUAGCUUUUCCAUUUUUCUUCUUUAAUUUUGAACGUUGCAAAUAUGGGCACCGUUGACUACGCUUACCCGUCCUCGACAAAUGCAGAGUGUGCUCAUCGGGUGGCGAUUCCGCCGCCGCAGCCGUUUUUCAAGUCACUAAAAUAUAAUCUGAAAGAAACUUUCUUUCCUGAUGAUCCAUUUCGGCAGUUCAAGAACCAGCCUCCAUGUCGGAAAUUUACAUUAGGCCUCCAAUAUUUCUUGCCAAUUCUUGAAUGGGCUCCUCGUUACACUUUAGAGUUCUUGAAGGCUGAUAUUAUUGCAGGAAUCACUAUUGCUAGUCUUGCUAUUCCUCAAGGAAUAAGCUACGCUAAGUUAGCCAACUUGCCGCCAAUUCUUGGGUUAUAUUCAAGCUUUGUUCCACCUCUUGUUUAUGCAAUGAUGGGAAGUUCAAGAGAUUUGGCAGUAGGGACAGUGGCCGUUGCAUCUUUGCUAAUAGGUUCCAUGUUAGGAGAUGAGGUUAAUGCUAAUGAGAAUCCUAAGCUUUAUCUUCACCUUGCUUUCACAGCAACAUUUUUCGCUGGAGUUUUCCAAGCUUCUCUCGGCUUGUUAAGGCUAGGAUUUAUCGUGGAUUUUCUGUCACAUGCAACGAUAGUAGGUUUCAUGGCAGGAGCAGCCACAGUAGUCUGUCUGCAACAGCUAAAAGGGAUAUUGGGGCUUGAUCAUUUUACCCAUGCUACAGAUCUUGUCUCAGUCUUGCGUUCUGUAUUCUCCCAAACCCAUCAGUGGAGAUGGGAAAGUGCCGUUCUUGGCUUUUGCUUUCUUUUCUUCCUCCUUUCCACCAGAUACUUCAGCAAGAAACGACCAAAGUUCUUCUGGGUAUCAGCAAUGGCACCAUUGACGUCCGUCGUUUUGGGAAGCAUUCUUGUUUAUCUCACACAUGCUGAGAAACAUGGAGUUCAAGUGAUAGGACACUUGAAGAAAGGGUUAAAUCCACCGUCCUUUGGUGAUCUGGUGUUCGUGUCUCCUUAUCUGACGACAGCUAUCAAGACUGGCAUCAUUACUGGCGUCAUUGCUCUUGCUGAAGGAAUAGCUGUGGGAAGAAGUUUUGCAAUGUUCAAAAAUUACCAUAUUGAUGGUAACAAAGAGAUGAUUGCUAUUGGUACGAUGAACAUUGUAGGUUCUUGCACUUCUUGCUACCUCACAACAGGGCCAUUUUCGCGAUCGGCUGUAAACUACAAUGCAGGUUGCAAAACAGCAGUAUCAAACAUAGUUAUGGCAUUCGCAGUGAUGGUUACGCUGUUGCUAUUGACCCCAUUGUUCCAUUACACUCCGCUAGUGGUUUUAUCUGCUAUUAUUAUCUCCGCCAUGCUUGGCCUUAUCGAUUAUGAAGCAGCAAUCCAUUUAUGGCAAGUUGAUAAGUUUGAUUUCUUAGUCUGCGCAGGCGCCUAUCUGGGUGUCGUUUUUGGCAGUGUUGAGAUCGGAUUGGUCAUUGCGGUGUCGAUUUCUCUGCUAAGGGUGCUUCUGUUUGUUGCAAGACCAAAAACAUUCAUUCUUGGAAAUAUUCCGAAUUCUAUGAUGUAUAGAAAUGUUGAACAAUACCCAAAUGCAAAUACUGUUCCUGGCGUUCUUAUACUUGAAAUUGAUGCUCCUAUUUAUUUUACGAAUUCAAGCUACCUAAGAGAGAGGAUCACAAGGUGGAUUGAUGAAGAGGAAGACAAGUUAAAAUCUUCAGGAGAAACCAGUCUGCAGUAUGUUAUUCUAGACAUGGGAGCUGUUGGUAACAUUGACACAAGUGGAAUCAGCAUGCUUGAAGAAGUCAGGAAGGUUACUGAUAGAAGGGAAAUCAAGCUUGUACUUGCCAACCCUGGAGCAGAGGUGAUGAAGAAGCUAAACAAGUCCAACUUCAUUCAAAACUUUGGUCAAGAAUGGAUCUUUUUAACAGUAGGAGAAGCUGUUGGAGCAUGCAACUUCAUGCUUCACACAUGCAAGCCAAACGCUUCAAAAGAUGAAUCUCAGGCAUAUAGCAACGUCUAAGCUAUAGUUUAAUUAUUUUAUUUAUGAGCAGAAGCAAGAGUUUUUUUUCCUCUUUUCCAUAAAUAUAGGUGGUGUUAAGAGCAAAUUAAUUAGGAUGGAUGUAAUUAGUAUGUGCAUCAGGAAAUGAAGCACAAGUUGAUCUGAUGCAUUUUAGAUAAAUUAAAGUUGGGUUGGGGGUAUUUUUUUCCUUCCAACAGUAUAAAAUGGAGUUGUACAAUAUGCUUCUUUAUACAUGAAAUUUUAAUUGAAGAGCCUUUUGGGGCUCCCAAAAGAAAAUUCCAGUACAGACUUUCAUCCAA
Molecule: messenger RNA, 2400 nt
Organism: Jatropha curcas
Lineage: Eukaryota; Viridiplantae; Streptophyta; Magnoliopsida; Malpighiales; Euphorbiaceae
Product: sulfate transporter 3.1
Biological process (GO): sulfate transmembrane transport
Cellular component (GO): membrane
Molecular function (GO): secondary active sulfate transmembrane transporter activity
Source: RefSeq, a predicted model, not a curated record